CAGUGAUCCGGCCGCUCCACUUCCUGAUACACCUGUUUGUCAGGUAGGAUCCCUGCCCUCAGUCUGCAGCCACGGCGGAGAGACUGAGUCAUGAAAAACUAGACUAUGGACGGAAUUUUACCGAAACUUUGACGCGCCUUGGAGUUUUUUGUAUCGUUGUACGUGGGAACCCCAUAGACAUCUGAAAAUGCGUCGACCGUGCCAAAGGAAUACUGCUGUACAUGUCGUCUGGCUGUAUUUGAUCGGCUUUUUCGCUCCUUCCCUAGUCUCCUCCAUCACAGUGAGGACGCCAGCAGAGCUCCAUGCAUCCAGAGGGGACGCCGUUACAUUGUCCUGCACUUUCACUUCCUCCAGUAGGCCGACCAGUAAGAUGACUGUCGACUGGUCUUACAGGCCCCAGAGUGGAGGGCCGCCACAGACGUUUUUCCACUUCUCCUCACGGGCGUUCCCUCCGCUUGAUGGUCAGUUUAAGGGUCGUAUCAGUUGGCAGGGGAGUCCGGCACGCGGGGAAGCCUCCAUCACUCUGAUCAACGCCACAUUGAAAGAUAAUGGGACCUACACAUGCUCAGUCAGGAAUCCUCCUGAUGUCCACGGGUCCCCGAAUUCACAAACUGUACUCAGUGUCACACCCAGAGCACCAAGCGUUCGCUUCUCGGAUGUUGCGGUCCUCCUGGUCUUCAUCCUCCUCCCCUCAGCCAUCAUCACCCUCAUCCUAAUUGGGCGGAUGCUCUGCCCAAAGAAACAGCGCAACCAAUCAAAGUCCUAUAGAUCACCCAUAGAGGUCACAGAGGGGGACGAGUAUGGCAUCCAACCCUGGGGGGCCAAAGCAAAGAAGGCUACAUGCUGUGACCUAUAUCUUAUGGACUCAGAGGAUGAAGAUGGUUACUACAACCUAAAAAAGAAGCCCCCUGUGGAUGAAGAGUACGCUGAGUCUCAUUGCUAGGGAACCCUGAAGGUUGGGAGGUGUAACUGCAACAGCUUAACCUGCCGGUGCUCUAAAUAUGGGAGGUACUGCAAGUAAAAUUAUAGAUUCAUGUCUUCCUUCUGCAGUCAACCAAGUAUGGGGGAGGGGGGCACUUUGAGAUAAUGUAUAUGUUUGUCUUGAGAUAAUCUACAAUAUGCAUCUCAAACAUUCAUAUUUAUUCCAUGAAAUUGUCUAUAAUUUGGUUUACCUGUUGCUUGUAAGCUCACAAGUUCCCCAAGUCUUCCCAGGGGCCUUUCCACUAUUUUUAUACAACUGACAUGUAAAGAAAUAGAAGUCCUUAUUUUGAAAUUGUGGAGCAUUUUGUGAUAUGAUUUGUUUAUUCUAGCUGUACAGAUAUGCAGAUGGUAACAUUAGGUCUGACCCUGCACACAUGAAGUGGCAAACCCACAGAGGAGCACUAUGUUUGUAUUUAUAUGAGGUUGAUUUACUUGUGUCACUUUCUUAUUGUGAAGGAGAUAAAAACGUAUUGUCUAAUUUAUUGCCUUUGUCAGAACGGCUUUAUGAAAUUUUCUUGAUGUCUGUGUUUGAACAUUUCUGUUCUAUUCUCUAUAUUUUGACAGAAAAUCCUUAGCUUGUUUUUGGACAUCAGCUGUGACAACUUAGUACUAUUUAUGCAAAAUCUUGUGUACGAUAUUCCUAUAUUUUCAGUGUCUGUACAUUACUGAACUGUGUCAUUUCAACAACAGCAGUCAACAUGUCACAUUAGUGUAUUUGGGGAUAUCUGACUUUUGAAACAGUCUUAUCUGGAUGAGGUUUUUUUUUUUAAUAGUCUUGGUUUUCGAUGCACAGCUUUGCUUUGUUAUCAAAUAUAUUUUUUGCCUAAGUAGUUUGAGAGUGGAUUUUUUGGCUUUGUGAGAGGGUGAACAUGACUUUUUAAAAAGAUGCUUCCAAAGAUAAAUAAAUCUUGUUCAUUAAACUGGGACAGUUUGUUGGUAAAGCAGAUAGCAUACAGCCAGCAUUUGUUCCACUGCCAUCUCUUUGUUUGGUCUGCACUAUUCAUAAAUGUUGUUGAAUAUUCCUUCUUAAACUGUAAGGACACGCCACAGUCUGGGAGCUUCACUCACAAAUUGUGGCAGCAUCUGUUUCAUCUACGCAGUCGUGGGACUGGAGAGUCAUCAAAAGACUUAAUAAAAAAGCCGCCAAUGAAACACAGCAAAAGA
This is a messenger RNA of Notolabrus celidotus (New Zealand spotty), 2145 nucleotides long. It is a transcript of the gene mpzl3, whose product is annotated as myelin protein zero-like 3. Gene Ontology annotation, cellular component: membrane. The coding region runs from base 188 to 943 and encodes 251 amino acids. The transcript has 6 exons. Lineage: Eukaryota; Metazoa; Chordata; Actinopteri; Labriformes; Labridae. The record is from RefSeq and is a predicted model, not a curated record.